AUGAGUGACAAUAGAUAUAUCAAUGUGACACAAAAAGAAAAAGACGAUUUAUGUGAUGGUAUAAAUUUUCAAAAUACAUUAGAACAAUUACAAAUUUUGGAUCAACGUAAUCAGUCUCCAUCAUUAAAACGACACCGAACCAAUGGAAGUGAAUAUCAAUAUGAUGAUGAUCGCGACCAUGUAAAUAACGAUAAUGAAAGUAAUUAUCAACAACAAAAAAACUCAAAAUACAAAAGAGGAAAUAAUUACUCGAGAACCGAUCAAUCAUUAACAACCAAUAGCAGAACAUAUACAAACUCAAAUUCGAAUAUGACCAAAAAAAGAUUUGCUCAACAACAAGGCAAUACAACAAGUAAUAUCAACGAUUUAAAUAAUAAACAACAUGUAAAUCACAAAAAUCCAUUUCAAAUUUCAAACCAAGCACUGAACUAUGCAGCAUCAACUCAUCUCCAUCCGAUUAAAUUAGAAUGUGAACCCACAAUGAAAGAUCAAAGAACAGCAGCCAAACUCAUUCAACAAUUCUUCAAAUAUAUUGAAAAAGAUUUCUAUCAACAGAAUAUUACUCAACAAAAACCGAUUGGUUUUGAACAAUGGUGGAUUGACAAAGAAGGUAAUAUUCAAGGUAUAACGAAAGUAAUAGAUUUAUAUGUAUUUUUAUGUAAUCCACAACGAUAUCCAAAAGAAAUUAACAAUUUUAAAAUUACACCUCAUCCUCCUAAACAUUUACCUCCUCAAAGAUCUGUCAUUUUAAAAUGGAUCAAGAACUCAAUUUCAUGUAAUGAACUUAAAGAAGAAUUAGAAAUAAAAUUUAAAUCAAUUUAUUCAAUCAGAGAUAUUAUUGGAACUAUAAAUACAAGAAAUAGACACGUACGAAUUGAUUUUCAAGAUGAAACGGAAUAUAACACAAUUUUGAAUAGUGGAUAUGUACCAAUUUAUGGUCAGUUAAUUGAAUGCGACGAGUUCCUUCCUGCUCCAAAAUUAUUAAUAUGUUCAAAAUGCAACACACCUGGACAUGCUAAGAAAGCAUGUCAAAUUUCACAAAUCGAUUUAUGCAGAAGAUGUGGUAAAGAUCGUAAUGAUAAAGAAAAUCAUAGUUCAUGUGAAAUAAAAUGUCACCACUGUGGUGGAGCACACACCUCAACUGAUUAUUCAUGUCCAUUUAUUCAAAAAUAUCGUCGUGAACUUGUACUUGAAUUAAGAAAUCGUCCUGAUUUACUUCCUGCUGAAGCUCAAUUGUUUUUACCAACAGAAUGUCGUGAAAAUGGAAAAGAACAAAAAUAUUAG
Molecule: messenger RNA, 1284 nt
Organism: Rotaria sp. Silwood1
Lineage: Eukaryota; Metazoa; Rotifera; Eurotatoria; Philodinida; Philodinidae
Source: the annotation of a GenBank genome assembly